Penicilliopsis zonata CBS 506.65 is the source of this 1032-nucleotide messenger RNA. RefSeq lists its product as hypothetical. NCBI's taxonomy places the organism in Eukaryota, Fungi, Ascomycota, Eurotiomycetes, Eurotiales, Aspergillaceae. The record is from RefSeq and is a predicted model, not a curated record. The coding region runs from base 1 to 1032 and encodes 343 amino acids. The transcript is spliced from 2 exons.
AUGACGUCGCAACACCUCACCGCCGCGCAGGUGCUCGAGCACCCGGCCCUCUCGUCGGUCAAGUACACGCUGCAGCCUACCAGCAGCGGAACCUCGACGGUGUCGACGGGUCGGCGAGGGGGGCCCGUGAAUCUGUAUUAUGAGAUCCAUGGACGGGGGGAGAAGAGAGUCGUGUUCAUUAUGGGCCUAAAUGCAACGCUGCAAGACUGGAAACGCCAGACCCGAUACUUUGCCCACCCCUCCCGAGCAGACGAAUACCAAGUUCUCGUCUUUGAUAACCGGGGCAUCGGACGGUCUGAUAAACCGCUCUGCUUCUAUUCCACGUCCGAGAUGGCGCAGGAUGCAGUCGACCUACUACGGAACCUGAAAUGGAUAGACGAAGCAGGAGGAGAAGAAGGAAACAAGGGAGAAAAGCGAUGCAUCCAUCUCGUCGGCGCGAGUAUGGGCGGGAUGAUCGCGCAGGAAGUCGCAAUGUUGAUUCCCUACCAGCUUCUCAGUCUGAGUUUGAUCUGUACUGCGCCGCGGGUCGUGCGCUCGACUCCCUUCUUCGAGAACCUGCGCGGGCGCGCCGCCAUGUUCCUGCCGAAACCCAUUGACGCGGAACUCGACCGCAUGGUGUAUACGCUUUUCGGGGAUGGGUUUGUCGACCACCCGGACGAUGAGUAUGAGGAGGGCUCGCCGAACAAUUUCCCCACGAGACGGGACCGGUUCGCUGCCGGACAACUGCUUAAGAGGGCGGACACGGAAUCCUUCACGAAGAAGGGGUUUCUCCUCCAGGUUGCGGCGUGCAAUUUCCAUAAGAAGUCGCCGGACCAGCUUAAGUUGCUUGCGGAUUCCGUCGGGCGCGAGAGGAUCGCUGUCAUCCACGGCACGGCCGAUCGCAUGCUCACCUAUCGCCAUGCGGAGAUCCUUCGCGAGGAGCUGGGUGAAGGCAUCUUCUUCAAGUCGUACGAGGGUGUUGGCCAUAUGUUGCCCUGGGAAGUUGAGCAGGACUUGAACGAGUUGCUCGAGGGGCGGUUUAACCUGAAAUAA